Molecule: messenger RNA, 846 nt
Organism: Macrosiphum euphorbiae (potato aphid)
Lineage: Eukaryota; Metazoa; Arthropoda; Insecta; Hemiptera; Aphididae
Source: the annotation of a GenBank genome assembly
AUGGGUUUACAAUAUCGUGGGUUCCUUAAACAGUAUUAUGAUGUUUAUAAAUGGAUUGAAAAUUCUCCAGCUAAAGAUGCUGCAUUUUGUUUUCCACGCAGAAUAUGUAGAGGAAAUAGCCUUAACAGUAGCCAGAUUGAUCUUGCAUUUUCUACUAAAGGUUUUAAAAACUGGAAAAACGCAACAAAGGCAUUUAACAACCAUCAAAAGAGAAAAGCACAUAAUUAUAGUUCAGAAUCAAUGUUAAAAUUAAUAGAUGGAAAUUCAAUAGAUGUUGCUAUUGAUGAAAGUAAAAAAUUACAACUUAGCCAAAGAGAUAGUGAACGUCUUAAGAAUAGAGAUUUUUUUCAAAGACUUGUUGAUAUAACAAUACUGUUAGCAAAAACUGGAAAACCGUUUCGAGGCCAUAUUGAAAAUGUUAAUAGUUUUAACAAAAGGAUGUACAAAGAGGUAAUUGAAUUAUUAUUGAAAUACGACCCAAUUUUUAAAAAACAUAUGGAAUGUGGGCCUCGUAACGCAUUUUAUUCUAGCAACCGUAUUCAAAAUGAUAUAAUUUUGGCUCUAUACAACUAUUUUCAGAAAAAAUUGUCAGUUACUUUGCAAAACAAAAAGAUUUCAGUUAUAGCCGAUGAAAUUAGCGAUAUAGGGCAUCACGAACAAAUGUCUAUAGUUAUUCGAUAUUUUGAUUCAAAUUUAAAUCAACCGGUGGAACACUUUGUUUGUUUGCAAAGGCUCAAUUCAGUCAAUGCACAAUCUAUAUUUGAUGUGUUAAUUAAUAAAUUAGGCUUAAGUUGGUCUUCUGUUAUUGCAGUAUGCUUUGAUGGUGCGGCCACUAUGUCAGGGUAA